CAGAAGGAGGACGCCAGUACAGCCUCACACACACUACCUUACAGUUUAAACCUGUUAUUACACCUCUAAAAUGACUCUCCUCGUCCCAGUCUAGCAGGAGCUAGCCAAAUCUACCUGGGAAUCUGCCAGUUGAUUGUAAUAUAAAAAUGGCCACAGACCAAGAAUCUCUCCGUGCUUUAGAAGGGUUAAUGAAUGAAUUUUUCGGCCCGACCACGACCAACACCAGGAAGAGAGACAUCGAGACAAUCUUGGGAAACUUUGGACAGCAGCGCGGCGCCUGGAAACAAUGUCUCUACUACGUGGCCCACACACACAACUCCUACGUCUCCAUGUACUGUCUCACCACCCUCGAGAAUAUCAUAAACAAACAGUGGGUCGGCCUCAUGCCAGAAGAAAGGACGGAGAUUCGCUCCACCUUGUACCGGUUCGUGCUGGAGAACCAUAAGGCCGCCCCCUAUUAUAUCAGAAACAAGCUAGUCAAGCUGGUCGUGGACAUCGCUCGUCUCUCCUGGCCACACUUCUACCCAGAUUUCUUCACUAAUGUAUUGUCUUUAUCGAGAAAUCCCGACACAGUUGUUCUCUGCAUCGUGUUCCUGCAGACGAUCAGUGAGGAGUUGGCGUGUCCCCGUGAAGAACUGUCUUACUCCCGACGCACAGAACUGAGGCGCCUCUUGUCCCAGCAAGUCCCAACUAUGCUCACCCUGUUAUCUAGUUUAUUAGAGGGUGUAGUCGAGAAACACAAGAACGCUGUGACUGCUACACCUCCACCCUCCCCGACACACUCCCACAGCCACUCUCCUACACGUUCUGGCCUCUCGUCUUCUCCGAUACAAACAGGUACACUACUGAGCAACAUGUUUCACAACCUAGAGAGUGGCACUAGUUCACGUACUGGUUGGGUGUUGCCUCCCUUGGACACUGAGAGUGAGACCAUAGCAUCGCUGUCACUCAACUGUCUGACGCAUCUGUUCUCCUGGAUCCCUCUCUCCUCUCUCAUUACACCACAUUUGCUCAAUACUAUAUUCAUGUUUGCUUCUUUGGGAGCUGAUCCACAGCACAACAAACUACACAAUGGGUCGCUGGAAAAGAGUUUCCUGUCGGGAGAAUCCCUCGGGGUCCUGGCCAUGGGCGCCAUCAACGAGAUCAUGAGCAAGAACUGUGUCCCGCACGACUUUGAAGACUUCCUCUUGCAGAUGUUUAGAAACACAUUCCAUCUAUUACAAAGAUUAGUGAGAGAUGAGCCAAAUACCACGUCCCGCCUCCAGUUGUUAGACCCGAGUUAUAUAGAUAAAUUCACGGAGUUUCUGAGGCUGUUUGUCAGCGUUCACCUGCGCAGAUUUGAAAACAACUCUCAGUUCCCCGUCCUGGAAUUCCUGGCGCUCCUCUUCCGCUACACAUUCCACCAGCACUGUGUGGAGGCGUACUUCAACUGUCUCGACGUGUGGAGUAUCUUCCUGGACCACUUACUGUCCAAGGUUCAGGGGACACAAGAUCACAUAGGAGAGGGAAGGUACGAGGAUGCCUUGAUAUCUCUAGCACAAGGAAUAUUACACAAGAUACAACUACGACACAACCAGGCUGAACUGGAAGAAUUGGAUCAUGAAAUCUGUGAGGAAAUAUCAGAGAACAGCACUUGUCACUAUGGGGAAAUAGGCACCGGUGAGGAGGUGUCUGAGUGGCAUUCCUUCUUCACCAGAAACCUUGAACUUCUGGCCAAAAUUGCUGACCUUUUACCAGAUCAGAUCUUUACCCUGGUGUACGAGCCCUGGAACGAAGCCACAAAGAUAUACCUCACCCUCCAGUCUAACAUGAUAGAACAAAAUGGUCGUCGUCGUCUCAACAUCUCGGCAGAACACGAGUGUCCGCGGCUUCACUGCCUCUUGAGAGACCUGUCGUCCCUCCUUCAGGCCAUCGGCAGGUUCUCAACGCUGUUUCUGGGAGAGGAACUGCCUAAGAGAUCAACCACAGCAAUUGAGGUUAUUGAAAAGUUAGUUCAGAUGGCAAACUACAGCACAGGGUUGAAGCUAUUUGAAGUAGAAACUGCGGUUGACGUCCUGCACUCAGAUUUUGUUGAAGUUCACGCACAAGUUUUGUCGACGUUGAGGGCGUGGGUGCACUGGCUGUCUCAACUGUACGGGCAGCAGUUUGUUCAGGUUUUUCCCGGAGGAACACAGACGCACCAACACCAAGACACUUGUCAUACCAUAAAUAAACAGAUGCUUGUUGCUGCCACUAAUGUUCUCAAUGUUGGGGCUCCUCUGCUAAUCGUUAAUUGUGGGGUACAGCUUCUUCUCUCUCUGUCUGUGAUGGUGCGAUCCCCCGUGGCGCUCGAGAUGAACCAGGUCCAGUCUCUGUACGUCCAAGCUCCGUCGAUUUCCUCCGAUGUAAAGGUGCGUGGAUUAAUCUUAAGGGCUUUAGUCAAUUUUCUCCUGCUGCCGUGGCCGAGCUUCGUCGUCGACCACCGCUUAGAGACUAGAAAACAUUCGCUCACGUCCUUCAUCAACUCCUUCACCUCAGAUGUGCGGAAAAUCGACGUACAGGUCCUAGUAGAUGACAAGACCAUGCAGGAGAACAUGGCGCCAAAGUUGUGUGAUACUCUGUCGGUGAUCCGGUACCAGGUGGAGGAGCUGAACAACACAGAUAAAACCAGCCGGGAACUUUACUACCACUGUGUUCAAGACCUUAUCCACCAGGCCAUCCUCCUCUUCCCUAUCUAUGUCCAACAUGCCGGUGUGUGUGAGGAGAUACUGUCAUUGAUGGUGGUAGUGAUGCAGGUGCUGAGGGUUCAGCUGGGACCUGGCAGGGUAGAGGCCACCAUACAGACCUUCCUCGAUGUCUUCACCACUCGGCAUCACCUCCAGCUUGCCAUCAGUGCAGAUAAUCCUGCUGCUGUUAGAGUGGUUGACAAGUUUCUGAAGUUGCUGGAGCUGAUAGUAAGUGAGCCGGGGCAGUCGUUCAAGCGGUUCAUACCAAAUACCAUCACUCUGUGUAUGGACCACAUCUACCCCGUGGUGUCCGAGCGAGCGUCUCCUGAGGUCAAGGGGCCAAUGUUUGAGCUGUUACGAUGCCUUCUGGAACAUAAUUGGAAAUACUUUUUUAAACCUUCAGUCCACACAUCUCUAGGAGCCGGGAACUGGGACUCUAUAGAAAACGAGGCUCAGUUCAUUCAGAUCAUGCAGGCGUUUGGUCAGUCCUUCAUGCAGCCGGAUAUCACCAUCUUUAAAUAUAACCUGGAGGCUCUGGAAUCUCUCAAUUCUAAAUAUAAGUUAUAUCAUAAGGGAGUGUUCCGUAAUUCGAUGCUGGGUCAGUUCAUCACCGUACUACUGCAGGUGCUGGUUCAUCGCUCUCAGGAUCUGCUGCAGGAAGAAAUCACCAUCACAGUAUACAACAUGGCAUCAGUGGACUUCAACACCUUUUUUGCUGCAUUUGUCCCUCACUUUCUACAGAACAUGGAUGGUCUGGAUAAUGAUCAGAGAACCACAUUAAAACAAAACUUCAAGACUGAUACAGACCUUCCAACUUUUACGCAAAAUGUGCAGCGGUUCAUCAACGAUCUCCGCUACUACCGCACCUGCAAUGCUAGUCUCCCGCCAGGAACCGUAAAGUUAUAGUAGUAGCACUUCCACGUGACGAGCUCCUCCCAGGGGAUGAGUUAAAAUACACUUUAUUAUUUUCAUUACAAGGCAAAUAUUUUCUCAAUUUAAUGAGAAAAGGCCGUUGUUAGUCGUGGUUUAGGCCGUUUGGAGUUGAAAAGCUGCUGACUGGUGUGAAAAACUAGCCUUCUUUAUAUUUAAAAAUGAUGCAUAUCAUCUUCAUAUAUCAUUCAUUCAGUGUCUUGUCAUUACUUGAGAUAAUUCCUUUAAUAAUAAUAUAUAUAU
Homarus americanus (American lobster) is the source of this 3878-nucleotide messenger RNA. RefSeq names its product exportin-6-like (gene ebo). The transcript is spliced from 23 exons. Gene Ontology annotation, molecular function: nuclear export signal receptor activity; small GTPase binding. The record is from RefSeq and is a predicted model, not a curated record. Bases 147 to 3611 code for a protein of 1154 amino acids. NCBI's taxonomy places the organism in Eukaryota, Metazoa, Arthropoda, Malacostraca, Decapoda, Nephropidae. Gene Ontology annotation, biological process: protein export from nucleus.